Messenger RNA from Suricata suricatta (meerkat), 4912 nucleotides. RefSeq names its product zinc fingers and homeoboxes 1 (gene ZHX1). Lineage: Eukaryota; Metazoa; Chordata; Mammalia; Carnivora; Herpestidae. The transcript has 4 exons. Bases 396 to 3017 code for a protein of 873 amino acids. Gene Ontology annotation, biological process: regulation of transcription by RNA polymerase II. The record is from RefSeq and is a predicted model, not a curated record. Gene Ontology annotation, cellular component: nucleus. Gene Ontology annotation, molecular function: DNA binding; DNA-binding transcription factor activity, RNA polymerase II-specific.
CCCAGUGCGCCAAUCCAGAGGGUAGAGGCCCGGGUCGAACCCCAGGGGAGCUGCGGGGAGAUGGCAGAUAGGUACUUCAGACCUGUUGGUAAUGAUGGCCUGAGCUAAACACCUAAUUUGAAGGGACACUGUCCUUGUCAAAGAACAGAAUGCUGAGGAAGCUGUGGCAAGUGAUUGGAGUUGUGCUUCAAAAAGUUCAGCAGUUCAACAGUAUUUUAUCUGCCAACAAUAAGCUCUUUACUUGAUUGCACCAUGAAAAAGCUGCUAAUGAAACUUGUUGAACACAAAAAUGGACUUGAAGAACCAAAAGCCAUUGUUUUCAAAUGAAGAAUACUGAACAGUUUUAAGCCUCAAUGCAUUUUAAUCACCACUGAGAUUUUCCUCAUAACAUCAGAAUGGCAAGCAGACGAAAAUCCACAACACCCUGCAUGGUCCUGGCCAGUGAGCAAGAUCCAGACCUCGAGCUGCUCUCAGAUCUGGACGAAGGCCCUCCUGUGCUCACGCCUGUAGACACCAGGGCAGGGAGCAUCUCAAGUGAUGAAGAAGUUCAUGAAUCUGUGGAUUCUGACAAUCAGCAAAACAAAAAAGUUGAAGGUGGCUAUGAAUGUAAAUAUUGUACUUUUCAAACCCCAGAUCUAAAUAUGUUUACUUUUCAUGUGGAUUCAGAACAUCCCAACGUAGUGCUAAACUCAUCCUACGUUUGUGUCGAAUGCAAUUUUCUUACCAAAAGAUAUGAUGCACUUUCUGAGCAUAAUCUGAAAUAUCACCCAGGAGAGGAGAAUUUUAAGUUGACUAUGGUGAAACGAAAUAACCAGACAAUCUUCGAACAGACAAUAAAUGAUCUGACCUUUGAUGGAAGUUUUGUCAAAGAGGAGAACUCAGAGCAAGCUGAACCUACAGAAGUUUCUUCUUCAGGAAUAUCUAUCAGUAAAACUCCAAUUAUGAAAAUGAUGAAGAACAAAGUGGAGAACAAACGGAUUACGGUUCACCACAACUCAGUGGAGGACACUCCUGAAGACAAAGAGAAUGAAAUCAAACCGGAUCAGGAAGAAACUGUGGAAGAUCCAAGCUCUUCAGCUUCUGAGUGUAACACAAGCACUAACGCGGUGAACAGAAUACAUCCGGGCGUCGCCAGCGCGGUGGUGACCCCCGCAGCCGUUCUUCCUGGGUUGGCGCAGGUGAUAACCGCCGUCUCCGCUCAGCAGAAUUCCAGUUUGAUUCCCAAAGUCUUAAUCCCCGUCAAUAGCAUUCCUACCUACAAUGCUGCAUUGGAUAACAACCCCCUUUUGCUUAACACCUACAACAAAUUCCCUUACCCGACCAUGUCAGAAAUUACUGUGCUUUCUGCCCAGGCGAAGUACACAGAGGAACAGAUCAAGAUCUGGUUUUCAGCCCAACGCCUCAAACAUGGGGUCAGCUGGACUCCGGAGGAAGUAGAGGAGGCAAGACGAAAACAAUUCAAUGGGACAGUACACACUGUACCUCAGACCAUAACUGUUAUUCCUACACACAUCUCCACGGGGAGUAAUGGCUUACCACCCAUUUUACAGACAUGCCAAAUAGUUGGUCAGCCAGGGCUGGUCCUUACACCAGUAGCCGCAGCAAACACCCUGCCGGUGACGGCGCCUAUAGCCUUGACAGUGGCGGGGGUUCCAAAUCCAACAAACGUGCACAAGAGUCAGGCCCCCGCUGCCGCGCAGCCUGUGGUAGAGACGAAGCCAGCAGCUGCCGCCGCCCCGCCUCCGCAGCUGGUCAAACACGAGGCCGCCUUGGCGAACCCGGAUUCAUUUGGCAUCCGGGCAAAAAAGACGAAAGAGCAACUGGCAGAACUGAAAGUUAGCUACCUUAAAAAUCAGUUUCCCCACGAUUCGGAAAUUAUCAGACUUAUGAAAAUCACAGGCCUGACUAAAGGAGAGAUUAAAAAAUGGUUUAGCGACACAAGGUACAACCAGAGAAACUCGAAGAGUAAUCAGUGCUUGCAUCUCAACAACGACUCCUCCACCACGAUCGUGAUAGACUCCAGUGACGAAACCGCGGAAUCCCCGACCGUUGUCACUUCGCAGCCCAAACAGUCCUGGAAUCCUUUUCCCGACUUCACCCCCCAGAAGUUUAAAGAGAAGACUGCAGAGCAGCUUCGCGCCCUUCAGGCAAGUUUUCUCAACAGCUCCGCACUCACGGAUGAAGAAUUAAAUAGGUUAAGAGCGCAAACCAAACUUACCAGAAGGGAAAUUGAUGCUUGGUUUACAGAGAAGAAGAAAUCAAAAGCUUUAAAGGAAGAGAAAAUGGAAAUAGAUGAAAGUAAUGCAGGUAGUUCCAAAGAAGAAGCUGGAGAAACUUCUCCCAGAGAUGAAUCCGGUGCAUCCAAGUCAGGGAAUACGGGCAAGGUAUGUAAAAAAACACCGGAGCAGCUGCACAUGCUGAAAAGUGCAUUUGUCCGGACGCAGUGGCCGUCCCCGGAGGAGUAUGACAAGCUGGCGGAAGAAAGCGGGCUUGCGAGAACAGAUAUAGUUAGUUGGUUUGGGGACACCCGUUAUGCUUGGAAAAAUGGAAACUUAAAAUGGUACUACUACUAUCAAAGUGCCAAUUCCAGUAGUAUGAAUGGCCUGUCUUCCCUCAGGAAAAGGGGGAGGGGGAGGCCCAAGGGAAGGGGACGAGGAAGACCGCGUGGGCGGCCAAGAGGGAGCAAGAGGAUGAACAACUGGGACCGGGGGCCAUCACUCAUAAAGUUUAAAACUGGAACUGCAAUACUUAAGGAUUAUUACCUGAAGCACAAAUUUCUUAAUGAGCAAGACCUGGACGAACUCGUUAACAAAUCACACAUGGGCUAUGAGCAGGUCAGAGAGUGGUUUGCAGAACGACAGAGAAGAUCAGAGUUAGGUAUAGAAUUGUUUGAGGAAAAUGAGGAGGAAGAUGAAGUCAUUGAUGAUCAGGAAGAGGACGAAGAAGAAACCGAUGAUAGUGAUACUUGGGAACCCCCACGACAUGUGAAGCGGAAGCUUUCUAAAUCAGAUGACUGAAAUCUGCCUAAAAUGUUGGAGGAGAAUCAAUUCUUCAACGCAAGAUGUCUGAUUUACUGUGAAUGGGCCCAAACUUUGAUGACACUGAAAACGUUUUGGGGCAUACACAUUCUCAAAAGAUAGGAUCCAAUGCCCAAAAGAAACGGAACUUAAUGUUGUGCCAAAGUUAAACUACUGCAUUUGGCGGAAGUUCUGCAAUGUAAAUAGAACACUAAUUAAAAAAAACAACUUGUAAAAAUUGAAAUUUUAAUAUAGUACAUUUUUAUUCAGAUACGACGGAGACGUUCUGAUUCUUAGACUUUCUGAGGGGGUUUAAUGACCACUAGAGCUUGUCCUCCUAUUCUGUCCAGGUUAAUACUGUACGUCUAGUGAGAUGGGCCUUACUGCCUCUAUUCUUUGAUACGUGAUUAAGUUUAUAGCUUUGAGUGACCAAACAUUUUACAGAGUAAAAAUUAUUAGAAACAGGAAAAAGAAGAACCUGAUUUAUUUCUAUGUCUUAUUUAUCAGGCCCUGCACCAAGAUUAAAAUUUGUACAGGGGCUUAUACCAUUUUAAUGUAAAACAGCCUAUUGACGCGCGUUGGAACCAUUAAGAUUUUGUGGUGUCAUUGGCCCUUAAUGAUUGGAUCUUUAAUUGAACACAUUCGUAGACACCACUCUUACUCUGUAAUACUCUGUUCAUUUUUUUUCAUUAGAAGCUGAAUUUGCUUUGUGGUAAAUUGAAGAUAAUCAAUAUUGAAGAGGGAAAAGAAAAUGGCAUUAAGAAUUUGGAUAGGGUGAAACUCUGAAAUAAAUAUUUUACCAAAAAUGUGAAGAAGUACCAUGUAGUAAAUAUAUACUUAGUGUUUUCUUACAAUCACAUAGAAAUCAGAGAUGUUUGUACAGGUAUCAGAUCAGAAUUUUCAAGAAUUGCCUUUCAGUGAAAUUCUACUGUAGGUAGCAAUUUCAGUGAAAAGAGAAAAAAUUCUGAGCUGAUCAUACUGAGUUAAAGGUUAGCUUUUCACUUAUGAAUUAUGGGAGUGUUAACUGUUAACUCUUGCCAUAUCAGGAGACUGAAAGUCCAUACUAACUUAUAAACUUUGUAAAGACAGGUGCUGUUCAUUCAUGUUGAGAAGGACCCUUUUUUUUGUGACUAUAGGAUCGUUUUUCAAAAUGUGCUUUCUUCAUAGAAAAGUGUUCAGUUUAAUUAGCUCUGCAUUUUAAAAUGUUUUUCUGAAUGACCGGAUGUAGUGGGCUUGGCCAGUUUUUUUUUUUUGUCUAAUUUGAUGAAUAAUAUUGAGCUCUUGUUUUUACCUAAAUGUUUGUCAGCUAAUGAAAUGUUAUGAAAAAGCCUUGAAUAUGCAUGCUGCUUUCAUUUUUAUAAACUUUUUAUUUUUUAACUAUAGCUUUAUUAGUAAUUCCAAAAUGCUGCAAUGUAGCUGAUUUCUUCACUCAGACAGCUGGCUUUGUGGGUGGCUUUUUCAUACUACUGUUAACUUUUUUAAGAAGAAGCAAUGUAAAGACUGUAACAAUUUAAUGCACUAAACUGUUCUUUCUUUUACACAUUUAAAAACUUCUUAAAACACUCUGUAUUAUAAUGAUUAAAUUGCUCCCUUUUUUAAACCAUUGCUGAACAUGGUCUGAGUUUUGUUUGACAAUUUAAUAUUUUCAGAUUUGAGAUGUCAAGUAUUGGAAAUGAAGCCUUCGAAUAUAUAUUAUGCUUCCCUGGCAUAUGUUAACUUUGUGUAACUGUAAAUAACUAGUAGUAAUCCCCCCACCCUCUGCCAUCUCUUUUAUAAACUUGGCACUUCGCUCUGCUCUGAUGUUUGCUAGCUUUUGAAUAUAUUUAUUUGACAGAGCAAAACCCUCCUCUCCUGGUUGAUCAUGUCCUUGAAUACAGAAUAAAAGUUAGCACUGA